Nerophis ophidion (straightnose pipefish) is the source of this 2168-nucleotide messenger RNA. RefSeq names its product protein kinase cGMP-dependent 1, like (gene prkg1l). Gene Ontology annotation, molecular function: ATP binding; cGMP-dependent protein kinase activity. Gene Ontology annotation, biological process: protein phosphorylation. The transcript is spliced from 19 exons. The coding region runs from base 16 to 2052 and encodes 678 amino acids. The record is from RefSeq and is a predicted model, not a curated record. NCBI's taxonomy places the organism in Eukaryota, Metazoa, Chordata, Actinopteri, Syngnathiformes, Syngnathidae.
GAGAAGCGGCAGGUCAUGGGUACGCUCCGAGACCUUCAGUUCGCUUUGCAGUUGAAGAUCGAGGAGCUCCGGCAGAGGGACACACUGAUAGACGAGCUGGAGCUGGAGUUGGACACCAAGGACGAACUCAUUCGUAGACUUCAGGAAGAACUGGACCGCUACAGAGCGUCCGUGGUCCUGCCUGGUCCGUCUGUGGCCAACGCCGCCUGCUCUGCUCAAGGAGAUAAAGACUUGGGGCGAGCCAACAGGAAGUUGAUCAUGUCUGAGUCUGUCACUUCGGAUCUUACCAGCUUUCCUCCAAAGAUGUGCGACAAAAGCCAGGAAUGUCAAGAAGUGAUCCAGGCCGCCUUCUUGAAGAGUGACUUGUUGAAGAACCUGGACGAGGACGAAGCGAGAGCCGUGGCGGCCGUCAUGUACCUCGCUAUCGUCCAUCAUGGCUGCCGCGUCAUUCAGGAGGGAAGCGGCGGCUCUCAGGCGUACGUUUUGGAGGAAGGGAGGCUGGACGUGACAAAAGAUGGACACAAGCUGCUGACAAUCAAGCCUGGAGAAGUGUUUGGCGAGGUGGCACUCCUUUACGACUGCCCACAGGUGUACUCUGUCACGGCGCAGUUGGAGUGCAAACUUUGGGUUAUUGAUCGUAGAUGUUACCACACCCUUAUGAUGCAGCGCAGCCAGGAGAGACUCACUCGAAGAUCGCAGCUGAUUGGCAGUGUUCCUUCUCUGCUGUCUCUACCCAAUGAUGUUAUCAUGAAGAUGAGUGACCUGAUGGAGGAGGCUCACUACACAGAAGGUGACUCCAUCAUUGCACAAGGGGCCUCGGGGGACACCUUUUACAUCAUUAACAAAGGCCAGGUGGAAGUCACGGAAAGGAAGGCAGGAGAUGAAGAGCAGAUGCUCCUUUCCACGCUCUCAGAAGGGCAGUGGUUUGGAGAAAAAGCUUUGUGGGGAGAGGAUGUGAGGACGGUGAACGUGAUUGCAGCCAGUGAUGUUACGUGCCUCCACAUUAACAGAGAGACCUUCAGAGACCUGAUAUGUGGCAGUCAGGACAUACAAGAAAACAUCUCACACACUGACGAGUCAGAGGUCAAGGAUGCCGCGUCCCUCUCGUCCUCCACCUUGUCGGAUUUCCACAUAAUCAGCUCCCUGGGAAGCGGGGAGUUUGGUCACGUAGACCUGGUGCAGCUGAAGAGCGACGUCAAGAUUUGCUACGCCAUGAGGGUCCUCAAGAAGACCGCUCUCCUUCAUCGUGGUCUGCAAGAGCAUGCUCUGGCAGAACGCAACAUCCUGAUGGAGGCUCGUUGUCCAUUCCUAGUCAGGUUGCUGAAAACCUUUCGAGAUGCUGAGUUCCUCUACAUGCUUACCGAGGCUUGUCUCCAUGGCGAUGUGUACAGCCUGCUCAGAGAGAAAGGACGUCUGGACGAGAGCAGCGCCAAGUUCUACACGGCUUGUGUGACGCAGGCCUUGGCCUUUCUUCACAGUCAAAAUGUGGUCUAUAGAGACAUCAAGCCUGAGAAUGUGUUGGUGGACGAGCGCGGUUAUGCCAAACUGGUGGGCUCCAGAAGUUUGAAGAAGGUGGAAGUGGGUAAGAAGACGUACACUUUCUGUGGUAGUCCAGGCUACAUGGCCCCUGAAGUCAUCCUGAAGAAAGGUCACAGUGUGUCAGCAGACUUCUGGUCCUUGGGCAUUUUGCUGUUUGAACUCCUGACUGGCAGGCUUCCGUUCAGUGGCGCUGAGCCGAUGAGGAUUCUGAGCGAGACUAUGCACGGCAUCGAUCACGUGGACUUCCCUAAAGCAAUCAGCAAGAGUGCCUGUGUCCUCAUAAAGAAACUCUGCAGGCACAAUCCCUCAGAGAGGCUCGGCAGUCUGAGAAACGGGGCCAAGGACAUCCAGAAGCACAAGUGGUUUGAAGGAUUCGACUGGGAUGGACUCAGUAGAGGAACACUAAAUCCACCACUUCCCCCCAAUGUGAAAGAGGCUUUACACAGCAGCAGUGCGUGUGGGGACUAUGCAGGAGGCGCAGCAGAAAUGUGCACAAUAUGGCAAGACUUCUGAUGGACUGCCGCCACAAUGUUUUAUGCUUUUAGCAGAUAUUGUUAGCAUCUCUCGUCGGCGGAGGUGCUUUUUUUCUAAUGAAAAAAUAUAUGCUACUGCCGUGUAUGUCAUUAUAC